GCGCAUCGCAUCUCGCAUCCUUUCAUUGCGAAAUAGUAUUCAAUGUCAGCGGAGCUUCCAUCUUCAGACAAUUGAUUGAUGCAUGAGAUUCGGCAAACGAACUGAAGCUUCCCCCUCCGACCGCAAAACAACCACCUCGUUACCACAUACAACCGUCGCAAUCGCGAAACCACAAACAUUCCAAGGCAGACAGACAGCAAGCCAACCUCAGGCCCCGCAGCCUUCACCAAUCAACCAUGUCGCAGUCCGAUGCAUCGACUGCCGUCGCAAAUGGCGAUGCCGACACCACCACUCAGGUGCCAUCUCUGAAGCGCCGCGAGAGCUCGUCGCAGCAAUCCCAGACGUCCCAGACAGCUGCAGACUUCAUCCGCGAGCAGAUGCAACUAGAGGCGGAUGCGCGUGAGGCUCUACCAUACAGCAUCCAAAACUGCACCAAACCCUUGGGAUCGCUACGCCAGGCUGUUUUCGCUUGCCUCACAUGCAACCCCCCACCCGCCGACACGAAGGAUCCCUACAAUGCUGCCGGCGUGUGCUACUCGUGCUCCGUCCAGUGCCACGGCGAGCACACCCUCGUCGAGAUCUUCACCAAGCGCAACUUCACAUGUGACUGCGGCACCACCCGCUUCCCAGCCACAGCCCCCUGCACCCUGCGCGAAGACCCAAACACCAAAGAGAAGGGCGCUCAUUCGGAGAAACCGGACAUGAACAACAAGUACAACCAGAACUUCCGCAAUCGCUUCUGUGGCUGCGAGUGCGACUACGACCCCUUUCAGCAGAAGGGUACCAUGUACCAGUGCCUCGGUCUAGGUACCCACGAGACCGGGGGCUGCGGAGAGGACUGGUGGCAUCCCGGCUGCGUCGUGGGGCUCGGCUCAAAAUGGUUUGAGAAGGAAGACGCCCAGGUCAAGGAGAAGUCGUCGGCCAACGAUACGGCCACAGCCCCAGCAGCAGCUGUAGCCAGCCGGCCGCUGGCAACCAUCUCGGAGGACGCAGAGGCCAGCGGUGAUGCUCCCCCGACCGCACAGGCUGGCCCCGAUGACGCCAGUGCGGACGGCAACGACGACGACGACCCUCCCGUGCCGCCUGGGUUCCCCGAGGAAGACUCGUUCGAGGCUUUCCUGUGCUACAAGUGUGUUGACGCCUAUCCAUGGAUCAAACGCUAUGUCGGGACCGAGGGCUUCCUACCGGCCGUGUUUAGCAAACCGGCUGUAGUUGAGGCUGUCCCCGAGGCCAAAUCCCCCGAAACUCCGGCAACAGGCUCAUCACUCAAGCGAAAGGCAGAUGACGAAGGAGAGGAGGAGCCUCAGGAGUCUAAGCGUCACAAGAGCGAGGAGGAUGCCUCGCCUGCCCCACAGCCCCCGCAGCAGUCUAGCAUUCCCAACACUACAGACUCGGCACAGGCACCGAAGGUUACUUCAGGUUCCAGCUCCACCUGCAAGCUAGAGAAGCUGCCGCCGGCGCCCAGCGGCCAGCUCUCCCUAUUCAUGAAGGAGGACUUCCGCGAACAUUUCUGCCGGUGCGCCGAGUGCUUUCCACACCUCAAGCCACACCCACAGCUUCUGGAGGAGGAGGAUACAUACGAGCCGCCAGUGUCGGAGAACGGCGGCUCCGAGCACGGCGGGUCGACACAGGGCAGCCUCCUGGAGAUGGGCGAGAGCGCGCUGCGCGGCGUGGACCGUGUGCGCGCCAUCGAGGGUGUCAUGGCGUACAACCACCUCAAGGACAAGCUCAAGACGUUCCUCCAGCCGUUCGCGCAGAGCGGCGAGGCCGUCUCGGCCGAGCACAUCAAGGAGAUAUUCGCCAAGCUGCGCGGAGACGACCAGGCGAUCAAGGAGGCAGGCGAGUCAGCCAACAAGUCGGCCGACUCGCGCCGCGAGCAGAGCGGCUACUAGCUCGCUUGAGACUGGCAAUUUCCCCGUUAUCUUCGUUUCCCGCCGUGAGCUUUGUUCAUGAUUUACCAUUUGUCGUGUAACAUCCAUAUCGACACCACAUCGCGCCAGUAUAUAUGCUUCUAAUACGUCCUCCUUCCUUUGCCUCCAUUUGCCUCCAUUUGGUACGUGAUGUCUAUAGGGUAGGCAGUGAAUAGUACUAUCCCAUUAUGACGAAA
Gaeumannomyces tritici R3-111a-1 is the source of this 2107-nucleotide messenger RNA. RefSeq lists its product as hypothetical. NCBI's taxonomy places the organism in Eukaryota, Fungi, Ascomycota, Sordariomycetes, Magnaporthales, Magnaporthaceae. The record is from RefSeq and is a predicted model, not a curated record. The transcript is spliced from 3 exons. Gene Ontology annotation, cellular component: cytoplasm. The coding region runs from base 237 to 1892 and encodes 551 amino acids. Gene Ontology annotation, molecular function: ubiquitin protein ligase activity; zinc ion binding.